Lates calcarifer (barramundi perch) is the source of this 4910-nucleotide messenger RNA. It is a transcript of the gene efhd2, whose product is annotated as EF-hand domain family, member D2. The transcript has 4 exons. The record is from RefSeq and is a predicted model, not a curated record. Lineage: Eukaryota; Metazoa; Chordata; Actinopteri; Centropomidae. Gene Ontology annotation, molecular function: calcium ion binding. Bases 269 to 970 code for a protein of 233 amino acids.
UCUUUAAAAGGUGUGGUGACUGCGUGACACGGUGACACAACAUCCUGGAGUGGAGGCAUUUCUCAGACCUGGGAAGUUCAGCCCUGGAGACUUCAACUACAGGCUAGAUAAGCAAGUAGGUGAUAUUACCGAUUAAUUUGCCCCGGAAUUUCCCACAAAUACCCGUAUACAGUUUCUACACAGAGGGAAACAACCGGACAGGCGGCUGUCUAUUAGCCUUCUCUACUCUGAACAGUUAGUUAGCUAGGUAACGCUCUCCAGUUUGAAAAUGGCUACAGAUGAGCUCUCGUCCAAGCUCAGCCGUCGGCUGCAGAUUGAAGAAGGAGCCGAGGAUCCUGUUGCUGUAGACGUCCCCGAACACGAGAAUGGGUCGGAGGAGAAACCGAGUACAGCCAACGCAGACUCGGAGCUGGGCGCCAAGCUGUUGCGGCGAGGAGAGCUGAACGAGGGGCAGGGUGAGCCCAGCCAGCCCAGCAUGAAGGUCUUCAACCCCUACACCGAGUUCAAGGAGUUCUCCCGAAAGCAGAUCAAAGACAUGGAGAAGAUGUUCAAAAUGUAUGAUGCUGGGAAAGACAACUACAUUGACCUGAUGGAGCUGAAGCUCAUGAUGGAGAAGCUUGGCGCUCCACAGACACACAUCGGCUUGAAGAACAUGAUCAAGGAGGUAGACGAGGACCUGGACAACAAACUCAGUUUCAGAGAGUUCCUGCUGAUUUUCAGGAAGGCAGCAGCAGGAGAGCUGUCAGAGGACAGCGGCCUCUGUGUCCUCGCUCGCCUCUCUGAAAUUGAUGUCUCAACAGAGGGGGUCAAAGGUGCCAAGACCUUCUUUGAAGCCAAAGUCCAGGCCAUCAAUGAGUCCAACCGGUUCGAGGCAGAGAUCCGCCAGGAGCAGGAGGCUAAGAAGAAGCAGGCCGAGGAGCAGAAACAGAGACGAGCUGCUUUCAAAGAACUGCAGUCAGCCUUCAAGUGACCAACCUGUCUCUCAUCUCAGGACCUCCCACUCUCUGUGCUGUACUAAUGCUGUUAAUUUGUCAAUGAGUGUGUUUGAAUGUUUGUCAGACAGUGGUAGUCCUGAGUCAGCUGCAGGGUCCAGGUUCCCUACAUAUUGACCACUAGUCUACAAUACAAUGGACUAGACAUAUAUAAUGAAAAAUCAGCACCGUCUAUGCUUAUGGAGCUAAUAGAUAAAAAAUCAGUGAUUCAUCUGUAUAUUUAGAUUUAUAACUCAUUAACUCCCUCAAAGAUGAAAAAAAAAAAGGUUUAGUGCAGCUAUUGCCAGAUGUGCAGUCUGCACUGAGCUAAAUGAAUGGAUGAUUUUUACAGUAUCUGUCUUUAGCCACUGCGUCUGCAACAUCAAAAAACCUGUUUUUACCCAAAUAUUAACUCUGUGGUCCACUGUGCUGGCACAGUGGUGUACUGACGCAGAGCACUCCGGCAAAAAAUGGUUGAAAUGAUCAGUUUCCAAAGUAGUAAAAUCCAGCUUUGUCGUUCAAUAAACCGCUGCUUAUCUGAAUUGUAUUUGAUCAUUUCACCUGUACUGAAACAACACGCAGUCACCAACACAGCCACUUGUUAUGGGCUGUUUACACUCUGAACACUUGGCACCUGCUGUGCUUGGAUCUUAAAUCAGUAAACUGAUGCUGAAAUGACACAGUGUCUAGUUCCUAGUAUUUGCAUAGACUGGUGAUGAAUGCACUUAUUGCACUGCUACAGUGUUUGCUUGUUUGAGCUAACUUUGACUGAUUUUACUCUUUCCUGAACUCAUAUUAAAUCUACAGUGACACUUUGUCAUAUAACCCACCUGUCACACAAAAUUCAAUUAGUGUUAAAUGCUGAACAAAUAGCUGAGCUCCACAUUUUUACUGUCAGCUCUGUAUUUUUGUACAAUGGGGUUGGGUGGGUGUUGAGUAGAUUUUGGUAGUUGUGGUUUGGGAUGCUAGUUGGUGGUGAUCAUUCGUGGUUUGCACGGGACCUCAGAAGUACAGACAGCUUUAAGAUAAUGUUUAAUUUUUUUUAUUAUGAUUAUUUCUUUUCUAGUUUUGGCCAUCAUUCCUGUCAGCUUAGUCAACAAUUCACUCAUUCACUUCAUUGCUGAGAUCUGGGGAUGUAGAGUCUGUUUCAGUUUGGAGGUCACGCCAAUCACAUAUCAGACAGUAUGAAACCAUCAAAAUCAGUUUCCUGGGAGUGAAAGUUAAAUGUCCACAUUUUGCAGGAACUACUUCCUUGUUCACCUUUAUUCACUUUACAAUAUUUUUCAUUUUCAGAUCAGUGGUUUAGUUGUGUGGACUAGCAUUCCCAUAGCUCAACAGUGAAGUUAGUGAGUGCAAUGCUUCUAGAUCUGACAGGGAUGAUCACCAGACUACAAAUAGGCCCUUUUAAAGACAUGCUCUCACUGUAUGUUCUCUCACUUGGAUGAACCUGGAGGUUCAACACAAAAUAUCAUAUGUGCCAUUAUAGCAUUUAGACCAGUCCCACUUGUGUUUAAAAGCUUACACUGCUUUACUUUUUUCACUGUUCUCUCACUGUAAUAUUUUGACUAAUGUGAAAUCUGUGUUCAUGAAUUGAAACCAGCCUUGAAUGCUAAUCAGCUCUUUUUCUAUGGCCCCUAUUGUUGUGAGAUGCAGCUUGUGGGGCUAUGUAUUUUCUGUAAUCAGGUAAAUCUUUUUGGCAGAGAGAUUUGCACAUUUUGCACUUACUUGGUCAUUUGUUGUAAGUGUCUUAAUUGAGAGAAAGUAGAUUUAACCUUGAUAUGACAUAUAACCUUUGAUUCAAGAUUACCUUCCUUCUUUGGAACUUUGUGUUAAUCCUGAAGAUCGUUUGGUGGAUCAUGCUUGUGGAUGCACAGUAGCAACCCUAAGCACGUCAGCAAAAUUACUUUUUAUGUCAUAGGAUAUACAGAUAGUAGGCUGCUAUUUAUUUUAAAGAUAAUCCAGCAGUAGCAUGUGAUGCUUUUAACAUAAAUUCAUUUUCCACAGCUAUACAGGACGGCUCAAGCUGUUGUGCUGUGUCAGUGCUGGAUGAUAAUUGGGCAGUGGUAUGGAAGUCGUGUUUUCAAAAACAAGAACAAACACAAAAACAAAUAAUUUGGUUGAGUUGAUUGUAACUCAUAAAGCCUAUUCAUCAACUGUCUUGUGAGAUAGCAUUGUUCCAUUGAUUCUCUCACUAAGUGACAAACUCACAGGUGACCUCAUGUUUGAACAAAAUUCUGUAGUUUAAAUAAGUGAGAACAAGAAACUAAAGGAAGAAAAAUAUGAAAAGUGAAAAACUUUGCUAUAUACUGUCACACUGGCCUAGCCCUACAUGUGUUUAAAAUUAUUUAAGAAAUUGUAUGUUUAAUAAAAGCACACUAGUCAGGUAUUACAUUUAUAUGAUCUUCAGGCUUAUCACGUAAUAUAAUCUAAAUCUGAGAACGAUUUCAGUUCUUUUCUUUUCUAGAACAGAUUUCUUAUCCUAAGUGUUUGCUUUUGAGCCACUUUGCAAAUGUAUGAGGGACAAACUUUUGUUUAGAACUACAUAAGAUAAUAUGCAAGAUCCUUUAGUGUAGUUAAUGAUACAGCACUGUCUGUUGAUGCAUGCCAGGACACAUUGAAGUGUCUUAAUGAAUGAUCGAACAACUGUUUCAUCACAGUAUGAAAAAUCCUCAGUACCUUGUGUAGGACGAGGGGUUUCUUUGAAAUUUCCUCCCAGUUCAUUGUUGACGACUCAACACAAUUCACAACUUCAUCAAUAAGCUGGGUGGACAUUUGGGCAUUUCAGGGUUUAAACAUGUUGCUUUCUUGUGUAAAGUGGUCAGUGAGUAGUUGUUAUUUUGGCUUUUGUCAGGUCUGUUAUAUGGUGUGUAUUAAGGCUAAUAGUUUUUGGUUUUGACCAACUUUCACAGAGAUGUGUCCGCAAAGUUAUUUCCUGUUAUAACGAAACACUGUUGAUAGUAUUUGGAUCAUUGUGCUGAUUUGUUUUAUUUUUUGGUACUGAUCUUCCCACAUUUCCUAAAUAUUCAAAAGAGUAAUUACUUUUCUUCUGUUCUUUUGAAAAAAAAAAAAAAAAUAAGAUAAACCCUUUAUAUAUGCAAAUGUUUCAUUACUGUGUUUCCUUGGUUGUUCUCUGUUGAUGUUGUCCAGGAUUAUUCCAACACUGUAUUAUGUAGUGCAUGUGAAACAGGAAACAAAGUAUUAUUUAUUUUAAAUUUCGUCCCAUUAAACAUUGCCGUAUUACUGAUGGAGAAUAGUGAGUUGGAGUUGAGUGCACACACAGUAACGUGUUAUUCCUCUACUGAAUGCUCCUAACAGUUCAUUCCUCAAUGUCCUCAUUGUUAUCAGGAUAGUGCCAAACGUUUAAACUACUGUCAUUGUGUCCAGUCCAAUGGAGCUUUCACUCUCCACCCACAAAGGUGUCAACAAUGAUGAUAAUGAAAGACAGUUAUUCAGAAAGCUGUUGGCCGAUGUCGGUGUUUGUUUUUCAUUCUAUUGUUGGUACACAUUCCAUCAUACUUCUCAUGAACAUUCUAUGAUAAAGUCCAUCGUGUCAUGGAUAUAAUUUUCUACUGCAAGUCUUACUUUGCCACUGAGAGUCACUGUGAAAGUUAAGGACUCAACUUUCAAUCCACACUCCCUGAUGUUGUUGCCAUGGCCUCCCAGCUCACCAGUGAUGUUCAGAAACUCAACUGUGAACUGAGUUGAAUGUGAAAACUUAAAAAUUGAGCUUAACAUUAUCAGGGAGUGUUUUUUUUUUUUUUUGAUUUUGUUUUUUUUACUCAUACAAGAGGUUGUCUUGAUAUGGUUUCAUUUUCUUUCAAUUUCCUUUUUUUAUUAGUAUGUGCAGCUGUACUGUCUUGUAUGCUGAUAACAUGAGAAAAGGCUCUAAUACAUCUUUAUUUAGAUUUUCAAUAAAAUGUAUCCUUUUGUCACAAUAAA